UGCAGGAGAAAAAAGAAGAAGAAUAAGAUGGAUGAUUGACUUUGUCAAACUCUAGAUAAGACAGUUGUAAAAUUCCCAAGUGUUUUUCCAAGCGUUUUUUCUAUAUAGAAUGAAAAAUUCCUGUCCUUCUAAGUAUGUACGAAAAAAUUUUGGAAUACGAGGAACCCCCAAAGCCAGAAAUUAAAAUUGACGAUUUCGAGGGUGGCAUCACCACCAGACUGAUGGCCAAAAGGGUGAGCGGAAGCAGUUACGAGGCAAGGAGAAGCAGCCUUAACUUCCCACCAGGUUCAUUCGUUCCAAAUUCGAAUAUUAUGCUCAACCGUAGGAAGUCUCAGAUUGAGGAAGAAGCCACCCUUAACAUCUACAAGCUGGGCCUUAUUCACAGAUACCAAGAGCGCUUCAGGCUCAGGGAUAACAGUCUCAAACUUGGUGGCCUACAGGGAAGAGCACCCAGAGAAGAGUACCAUGUCAGAAUCUCCAACAACCUCUGACUCUCCACUUCAGAAAAAUGAGAGAAUCAGUCAGGAGGAGAUCUCGUAGUAGCAGUAGAAACUCACUGAGCACCCAGAGGACGUCCCAAAACGACCAGGAGAAGUCUGUCAGGGUGUCGCGCAGGACUUCUGUAUUAGAAGUUGCGGAAGUUCGAAAAUCAUCACCACAGUCUUUGAAGAGGUCUAUCGACAACUCAGACCAAGAGGUUGAACUCUUAAACGUUGACGAAUUGGUCAAUGCAGACAGGCGAGGGUCCAAAGGAAGAAACUCUAAUCCCAGAGUAUCAUUUCAGAAAGAACAAGAAAGAGAAGCUUUAGCUCUGAUGGGACACAAACCGAAUACUUAAUAUAGUAACAUA
Messenger RNA from Coccinella septempunctata (seven-spotted ladybird), 850 nucleotides. RefSeq lists its product as uncharacterized. Lineage: Eukaryota; Metazoa; Arthropoda; Insecta; Coleoptera; Coccinellidae. The coding region runs from base 135 to 491 and encodes 118 amino acids. The transcript is spliced from 3 exons. The record is from RefSeq and is a predicted model, not a curated record.